UCUGUAUUGAAAUUGUAGAAGGAAAGAGGAGAAAUCAGAAAGAGAAAAUUCAUUCAAAAUUCUCUGCUCAAUAAGUUCCAACUAUUCUUCGACGUUGCUAAAGAGAAUCAGAAAUCAUGGAAAAUAGUUUUGAUACACACUGAUGAGCGUUUGAUUCUCCAAAGAAUUUAAUUUAAAAAAAAAUUAUUGAUCAAAAGAGUGGUUGAGAGAUGUACAUAGGUGGCGGUGGAGCUCCAAAGCGGAAUUCUUUCAAGGAUUCUCUCAAAGUUCUCGAAGCCGAUAUUCAGCACGCAAAUACUCUGGCAUCGGAUUUUCCAAGGGAAUAUGAUGGUGCAUGCCUACAGAUGAGAAUCUCAUACAGUCCAGCGGCACAUUUUUUCCUCUUUCUAGUACAAUGGACUGACUGCCACCUUGCUGGAGCUCUUGGACUGUUGCGAGUCCUAAUAUACAAGGUUUAUGUUGAUGGCACUACAACUAUGUCUGUGCACGAGAGAAAAGCAAGCAUUAGGGAAUUCUAUGCUGUUAUUUAUCCCUCUUUAUUGCAACUUCAAAGAGGGGUCUCGGAUUCGGAAGAUAAUAAACAGAAAGCUGUGUGUCUAGAGAGAUACAGAAGAAGAGACGAAGAAUACAGGCAAUGCACUGAAUUAGAUAUUGAAAGGGAAGAAGAAUGUGGGAUUUGCAUGGAGACGAACUGUAAGCUUGUCUUGCCAAACUGUAAUCAUGCCAUGUGCCUGAAAUGCUACCGAGAAUGGCGUACGAGAUCACAAUCUUGUCCAUUUUGCCGGGAUAGCUUAAAGAGGGUGAACUCUGGUGAUCUAUGGGUACUUAUGGACGGCAGGGAUGUGAUAGAUAUGGCAACUAUCACGAGGGAAAAUCUGAGGAGGCUGUUCGUGUUUAUAGAGAAAUUGCCCCUUGUUGUUCCCGAUACCCUUUUUGAUACUUACGAUACCCAUUUGAGGUAAUUUACUAGUAUCGUCUAGGUAAUGGCGAUUAGUUAACGCUCUAGAUUGCAUGUGGAAGCAAGAAAUAAUCUGCGGAAACCUAGAUUUAGAUAUUAUCUGGCUUAUAAAUAGAAACCGCCUUGCUUUAUUGUGGGCAGGGUUUUGAAGCUAUUUUAUGGAAAAUCUCUAUGGAGAAAAUUAGUACAUCCAUGUAUAGUCUGUGUGGAUUGAUUAGACAAUCGAGUUAAUAAUUUGCCAACCUCAAUUGAAACAGAGCUCCUGAUUCAUACAGAGCAUUUUAUUUUAUUCUUUCAA
Molecule: messenger RNA, 1256 nt
Organism: Olea europaea var. sylvestris
Lineage: Eukaryota; Viridiplantae; Streptophyta; Magnoliopsida; Lamiales; Oleaceae
Exons: 5
Coding region: 210-962 (250 amino acids)
Biological process (GO): protein ubiquitination
Molecular function (GO): ubiquitin protein ligase activity
Source: RefSeq, a predicted model, not a curated record